Molecule: messenger RNA, 2382 nt
Organism: Antechinus flavipes (yellow-footed antechinus)
Lineage: Eukaryota; Metazoa; Chordata; Mammalia; Dasyuromorphia; Dasyuridae
Gene: SDS
Product: serine dehydratase
Exons: 7
Coding region: 767-1792 (341 amino acids)
Biological process (GO): L-serine catabolic process; L-threonine catabolic process
Molecular function (GO): pyridoxal phosphate binding; threonine deaminase activity; L-serine ammonia-lyase activity
Source: RefSeq, a predicted model, not a curated record
GUUGGGGCAGUUACAGAAGUUCCAAGUAUGGAUUGAACUAAACAAGAUGAUUACUAAAGUACUAUCCUACUCUUUAUUUAAAUUAAAUUUUUAUUUUUUUUCUCAAUUAACAAAAAUCCAACUUAUCUUCCUCCCAUCCAUCCACCUCCACGAAAGGUAACAAAACGAAGUCCCAUAUUAAUUGUGACCAAAAAUACAUUUCCCAUUCUGUACCCUGUGUCCAGCAAUCACCUGCAGGCAGGUCCCAUGGUUCAUCAUGAAGCCUUUGGAAUUUUGCUUGGUAAUUGCGUUGACAAGAUUAAUCAAAGUUGAUUGACUUAACGAUGUUGUGAUUGUCAUUGUUGUCCUGGUUCUGCACACUUCAUUUUGUAUCCGUUCAUACAAAUCUUCCCAGGUUUUCCUAAUAUCAUCCCUUUCAUCAUUUCUUACAGCAUAGUAAUGUUCCACCACAUUCAUGUGCCAUAAUUGUUCCGCUAUUUCCCAGUUAACUAUAGACCCAUUCUCUUCUGAGACUGAUUCUGUAAUGAAAGUUGUUCUGUGUGUGAAUUAGGGAAGGGUCUCAUUGUUUUAUACAACCAAUAAGACAUAAUAGAAAGACUUGAGAUCAAAAUCUAGCUCUUCUACUGCUCAGCUCUGUGACCUUGAGAGUGCCCCCGGAUAUCAGAGAAUCUCAAUUUCCUUUUCUAUACAAUCAAGAAGUUGGACAAGAUGGUUUCUGAUCUGAGAUUCUGGUAGUUUGUCCAGGUCAGAAAGGUUUCUUCUGCGGAUGGUUUCUUCUAUCUCAGCCCUUGCUUCUCUCUCUUCCAUUGCAGUGAUCAUGUCUCAAGAACCUCUCCACGUGAAGACCCCCAUCAGGGACAGCAUGGCCCUGUCCAAGGUAGCCGGAACCACUGUUUACCUCAAGAUGGACAGCGCCCAACCCUCGGGAUCAUUUAAGAUCCGGGGCAUUGGACACUUGUGCAAGACGUGGGCGGAGAGGGGCUGUGAACACUUUGUCUGCUCUUCAGCGGGCAAUGCUGGCAUGGCCGCAGCUUAUGCUGCCAGGAAGCUGGGCAUCCCUGCCACCAUCGUUGUGCCUAAUACCACGCCCCCCCUCACCAUCCAGAAGCUCAAGGGUGAAGGUGCCAUGGUCAAGGUCGUAGGUGAGACGCUGGCCGAGGCGUUUGAGUUGGCAAAAGCUCUUGCCAAGAACAACCCGGGCUGGAUCUAUGUGCCUCCCUUUGAUGACCCCCUCAUCUGGGACGGCCAUACCUCCAUUGUGAAGGAGCUGAAAGAAAAUCUUCCUGGGAAGCCAGGGGCCAUCAUCCUGUCAGUGGGUGGCGGGGGCCUCCUCUGUGGCGUGGUGCAAGGCCUGGCCGAAGUGGGCUGGAAGGAUGUGCCCAUUGUGGCAAUGGAGACCCAGGGGGCGCACAGUUUCAAUGCAGCCAUCAAAGCUGGCAAGCUGGUCACACUUCCCAAGAUUACCAGUGUGGCUAAAGCCCUCGGGGUGAACACGGUUGCGGCUCAGGCCCUGAAGCUGGCCCAGGAAUACCCCAUCUUCUCUGAAGUGAUCGCAGACCAAGAUGCAGUUAAAGCUAUUGAGAAGUUUGUGGAUGAUGAGAAGAUCCUGGUGGAGCCAGCAUGUGGGGCAGCUCUGGCAGCCGUCUACAGUCAAACAAUCCAAAAGCUACAGGGUGAAGGGAAGCUCCCGGCCAAGUUGUCCAGCGUGGUGGUCAUUGUGUGUGGGGGAAGCAACAUCAGCUUGGCCCAGCUGCAAGGGCUUAAAGAGCAGCUGGGCAUGAAAGCUAGCUGAGUGCACUCCCACCGACCUCCUCCGGCACCCUGCCAAGGAUGGGGCUGGAGUUUUAUCCAGCACCCUAUUUUAUUAUUGUUGUUGUUGUUGUUCUAUUGUUGUUGUUGGAGGGUACACAUCCAUGGGGCUAGAAGAGACAGAUCUCUUUCUGAUAUGGGGGCCAAACCUAGAGAGAAAGUCUUCAGCCACUUGUGAACCCUGACUUUACAUGAGGAAAAGGGGAGCCGUGGCCUGUUCUGGGACUCCUACUUAGUCCCAUUUUAAUCUAUCCCUUCCACCAGUCCCAUGGAAACCUGGGUAUCCCAGGAAUGAGGAGGGAGGGGCAGAAAUGGGUUACAGAACUUUCACAUGGUGUCCCCAUCUCUGUCUCAGAUUAGAAAAAAGGGGGGCAGAAAGGUCAAAAGAGAAGGCUCGAGGCUGGCCCGGGGAGUGAGGAGUAUUUGAGUUUCUUCUCCAAAGCCCACCCCUCUUGGUUGCCCUUCUCCAAGGCUGGAGAGCCAAGACCAGCCCUUCCUCAUUUUUCUAAUGUCCAGAUUUUUUUCAUUGAAGAAAAAAAAAAAGAAAGAAAUACAUCUAUUUAUGAAAGGUGA